AUGGUGCGGCGAGUACGAUUGGGAGUCAUUGUCCCAUCGUCCAACACCGUCCUUGAACCCCUCACUCAAGCGAUCGUCGCUUCAAUCAAUCACCCCGACAUAGAGGUGACGGUGCACUUCUCUAGAUUCCGAGUCACCAAAAUCGAUCUCACGGAGGAUGGAAACUCCCAGUUCACAACGAACGCCAUGCUAGCUGCGGCCCAGCUGCUCGCGGAUGCAGAGGUCGAUGUUAUUGGAUGGAGUGGCACAUCUGCAGGCUGGUUAGGGUUCGACAAGGACGAAAGCUUGUGCAGGGAGAUCCACAACGCCACAGGUGUUCCUGCCACCUCUUCGAUCCAGGCUCUCAAUGAGCUUCUCAGAGCCAGUAAAGCCGAGAAAAUGGGCCUGGUCACACCAUAUCUCGGUUCCGUGGUAGAUGCGAUACGCAAGAAUUAUGCUGCCAUCGGCUGGGAAAUCUUCCCAGAGAGAGAACGACAUCUCGAUCUGACCCAGAAUACCGAUUUCGGCCUGGUCACUGAGUCCCAGCUGGAUUCGAUGGCCGCGGACGUUGCCAAGCAGGGCGCCGACGUCGUUGCCAUCUAUUGCACAAACCUCCGAGGUGCGCGCCGGGCAGCAGAAUGGGAGAAAUCCCACGGGGUUGUGGUGCUCGACAGCGUGGCUACGACGGUCUGGGGGAUGCUGAAAAUGGUUGACGUGCCUCCAUCGGCCGUCGUGGGGUGGGGAUCAAUCUUUAGCAUGUAG
Messenger RNA from Capronia coronata CBS 617.96, 741 nucleotides. RefSeq lists its product as uncharacterized. The transcript has a single exon. NCBI's taxonomy places the organism in Eukaryota, Fungi, Ascomycota, Eurotiomycetes, Chaetothyriales, Herpotrichiellaceae. Bases 1 to 741 code for a protein of 246 amino acids. The record is from RefSeq and is a predicted model, not a curated record.